ACGAUGGUCGCACAAGAAUGUGAUAGAACCUCGACAGCCGCCAUUUUCUUUCUUUCUUAGCAGUUAGCUGAGAGAAGGUCUCUGGGAAGAAGCGGUAGUGGCCACUGUAGUGUAGCCAUGGCAGAUUAUUCAACCGUGCCUCCUCCUUCUUCGGGCUCAGCUAGCGGCGGCGGCGGCGGAGGAGGAGGAGGAGUUAACGAUGCUUUCAAAGAUGCGCUACAGAGAGCCCGGCAGAUUGCAGCAAAAAUUGGAGGUGAUGCUGGAACAUCACUGAAUUCAAAUGACUAUGGUUAUGGGGGACAAAAAAGACCUUUGGAAGAUGGAGAUGGCUCUUGGACAAGUCCGAGCAGUACAACACACUGGGAGGGAAUGCCCUCUCCUUUUAAAGAUCAGCCGGAUGCUAAGAAAGUUGCUCCUCAGAAUGACUCUUUUGGAACACAGUUACCACCCAUGCAUCAACAGCAAAGCAGAUCUGUGAUGACAGAAGAAUACAAAGUUCCAGAUGGAAUGGUUGGAUUCAUAAUUGGCAGAGGAGGUGAACAGAUCUCACGCAUACAACAGGAAUCCGGAUGCAAAAUACAGAUUGCUCCUGACAGUGGUGGCCUUCCAGAAAGGUCUUGUAUGUUAACUGGAACACCUGAGUCCGUCCAAUCAGCAAAACGGUUACUGGACCAGAUUGUUGAAAAAGGAAGACCAGCUCCUGGCUUCCAUCAUGGAGAUGGACCAGGUAAUGCAGUUCAAGAAAUCAUGAUUCCAGCUAGCAAGGCCGGAUUAGUUAUUGGAAAAGGAGGAGAGACGAUUAAACAGCUUCAGGAGCGAGCUGGAGUUAAAAUGGUUAUGAUUCAAGAUGGGCCUCAGAACACUGGUGCUGACAAACCUCUUAGGAUUACAGGAGACCCAUACAAAGUUCAACAAGCCAAGGAAAUGGUGUUAGAGUUAAUUCGUGAUCAAGGUGGUUUCCGAGAAGUGCGAAAUGAAUAUGGGUCAAGAAUAGGAGGAAAUGAAGGAAUAGAUGUCCCUAUCCCAAGAUUUGCUGUUGGCAUUGUAAUAGGAAGAAAUGGAGAGAUGAUCAAAAAAAUACAAAAUGAUGCUGGUGUUCGAAUUCAGUUUAAGCCAGAUGAUGGAACAACACCUGAUAGAAUAGCACAAAUAACAGGACCUCCAGAUAGAUGUCAGCAUGCUGCAGAAAUUAUUACAGACCUUCUUCGAAGUGUUCAGGCUGGUAAUCCUGGUGGUCCUGGACCUGGUGGUCGAGGAAGAGGUAGAGGUCAAGGCAACUGGAACAUGGGACCACCUGGUGGACUACAGGAAUUUAAUUUUAUUGUUCCAACUGGGAAAACUGGAUUAAUAAUAGGAAAAGGAGGUGAAACCAUAAAAAGCAUAAGCCAACAGUCUGGUGCAAGAAUAGAACUUCAGAGAAAUCCUCCCCCUAAUGCAGAUCCUAAUAUGAAGUUAUUUACAAUUCGUGGCACUCCACAGCAAAUAGACUAUGCUCGGCAACUCAUAGAAGAAAAGAUUGGUGGCCCAGUAAAUCCUUUAGGGCCACCUGUACCCCAUGGGCCCCAUGGUGUCCCGGGCCCCCAUGGGCCUCCAGGGCCUCCAGGGCCUGGAGCUCCAAUGGGACCAUAUAAUCCUGCACCUUAUAAUCCAGGACCACCUGGUCCUGCUCCUCAUGGUCCUCCAGCCCCAUAUGCUCCCCAGGGAUGGGGAAAUGCCUAUCCACACUGGCAGCAACAGGCGCCUCCUGAUCCAGCUAAGGCAGGAACGGAUCCAAAUUCAGCAGCUUGGGCUGCUUAUUAUGCUCACUAUUACCAGCAGCAAGCACAGCCACCACCUGCAGCUCCUACCGGUGCACCAGCUACAACCCAAACUAAUGGACAAGGAGAUCAGCAAAAUCCAGCUCCAGCUGGGCAAGUUGAUUAUACAAAGGCUUGGGAAGAGUACUACAAGAAAAUGGGUCAACAAGGGCAGACACAAGAUUAUUCAAAGGCUUGGGAGGAAUAUUACAAGAAGCAAGGUCAAGCAGUUCCUGCUCCCGCUGGGGCUCCACCAGGUGGUCAGCCAGAUUAUAGUGCAGCCUGGGCUGAGUAUUAUAGACAACAAGCAGCCUACUAUGCCCAGACAAGUCCACAGGGAAUGCCACAGCAUCCUCCAGCACCUCAGUGCAGGUUUGAUCCAGCCAGUAUAGAACUAGCUCUGUAGGGGUGAGGAGGACUGUGCUGUGUAUCAUCCUUGAUUGUGUUCCUUCAAGGAGCAUUGCACUGUAAGUACAUCAGAAUGACAAAUUGAUGAACUGCAACAGUAUCUUUUUGUCAAUGUUCCACAUAAUGCAUAUGCCAUACUUUGUGUGAAUAUUAUGCUGGAAUACAGUGCUGAUAUCUUGGAAAACCAUGACUGCUUCUUACUGUAACAUAGAAUAAUACGUAGGUCUGUAUUUUUUUUUUGUAGUGAGCUUAAUGGGUAAGUAUUUUUGAUAUGCUUUAGCUGUAGCUAAAGAAAACUAUUAUUAAUAAAAUUGAAAAGUAUUAUUCUCUGGUGCUCCUAAAAUACUGCUUUUCAGUGUAAAAUAUGCAUAUCUUAUGUUUCACUAUGAAAGACUUGAAAUGUAUCAGACAGAAGUGGUUUUCAGUUUGCAAAUAAGCAAUGUAGCAGUUUUAAUACCAUUUCUUCAAUAUAAAUAAUCAAUUCUUUAUUUGGUGGAGAGCACCAUCUGUUGCUUUGAAUAUACUUCAAAGGAAGAUGUAUGAGGACAUAAAUGUUGAGAUUACUUGCAGGAUGGGAAAUAGUACAGUUUGUUGUAGAUAUUAGAAAUGUUUUUGAUUGUUUUAUUGAACUUGGAGUGACUUCCCUUACCCUUAUUUAGAUUGAGAUAUAUAAUUCUAGUUUGAAGUUUGUUAAGGAGGAGUUUUCAAUUGUCUUUAGAGUUAGGGUAUUGAUGUGAACAGUUUCAGUAUUUUGCAUGAUACUGUUUUAGAGAUGACCUUUUAGGAAAGUGGUGCAUUUAUUACUUAAACUGAAGAAAUAGUUCAGUUGGAUUCAGUAUCAUAAUUCACAAAAUGGAGGCUGUUGAUUUUGAUUCAUUUAAGGUUUAAAAUCUUUAUUAAUUGCAAACAGUGCAAUUAUUUAUACUUCACAGUGCCUUCCCAGACCUUCCACCUUAGGUUCUGCUGCAAAAAGCAACAGGUAAGCACAACCUAAGGACAUAUAUGAAUAAAUAUUUUAGUACAUUAAUGUCGUCCUUGUGAGAUUUUUGUGGUUGUGUAUUCAAAAGCAAUCUGCUUUUGCUUCCCCAAAAUGUAUUUUGUUAUUUAUGCUACCAUUUCAGUGGAAAGUCUGUAAGUUGUUGAAACAACUGUUUACAUUUCUGGGUAAUGUUUUUUAUCUUAGUUUUUUAAUUAAAACAAGAAAAAAAUGAUGAGUAGAUUGCUGCUAUAAUUGAACUACAUCCAAUUAUUUUUGUAUCUUUUCCCAAAUAUAGAAGAAGUGUUACAGUUAAGAAAGGACAAUUAUAUAGUUUUCAAGAUUUAGGAAAUCACUUGGUCAGAAACUUCAACAGCCUUCACAAUCUGUUAUAUGAUUGACAGGACAUUUUCUUUGCCCUCCAAAGCUCUGAAUUCUUUAUUUUUUCUUAUUCUUGAAAUAUAGUAAUUCAGUAAGGACAUUAUGGGUCAGUUUUAUUAUGACUUUUUUUUUUGACAAUUCAGUUCUCAUAACAUAUAUGCUAACAAAGGAAAAAUUAUAAGGAAAACUGGCAGUAUGUUUUGUUAAAAGGCAUGUGUGCAUCAGUGAAAUGUUAACUGUAUAGCAAAUAACCUUUCAUAAUCUGUAUCAAUAUUUUUCUGAUUUAUAAUACUUUAAUAACUGACACUGCAUUUAUUUUAUUUUUGCCAGUUUAAAAUGUUUGUGUUGUCUUAUAGAUGUUUUUAACUGGUACAUAUUAUGAGUUAAGAUGAAUGUAUUAAAGCAGCAUCAUAUCAAUUUUGUUUAUUCAGUUUCUAAAAUGUGCUGAUCCUUUUAAAACUCCUGCUUAUCUCUACAACAAAGAAAAAUAUUCAAAAAUACUGCCUUCAUUUUCACACACAGUGCUGAAGAUGCUGCAAGCACCAAAUCAUAGCUCAUAAAAUCAGGUCCUGAGAUAGUUACCCAUAAAGAGGAAUCCUUUGAGUGUAUGCCAUUGGUGAGCCGAUGAGCAUGGACCAUAGAAGGGCUCAAUGUAGAA
Choloepus didactylus (southern two-toed sloth) is the source of this 4219-nucleotide messenger RNA. RefSeq names its product far upstream element binding protein 1 (gene FUBP1). The coding region runs from base 118 to 2202 and encodes 694 amino acids. Gene Ontology annotation, biological process: regulation of DNA-templated transcription. Gene Ontology annotation, cellular component: cytoplasm; nucleus. The record is from RefSeq and is a predicted model, not a curated record. The transcript has 22 exons. Gene Ontology annotation, molecular function: mRNA binding. Lineage: Eukaryota; Metazoa; Chordata; Mammalia; Pilosa; Megalonychidae.